Messenger RNA from Xiphophorus maculatus (southern platyfish), 1341 nucleotides. RefSeq names its product tissue factor pathway inhibitor 2 (gene tfpi2). The record is from RefSeq and is a predicted model, not a curated record. Gene Ontology annotation, cellular component: extracellular region. Gene Ontology annotation, molecular function: serine-type endopeptidase inhibitor activity. Gene Ontology annotation, biological process: negative regulation of peptidase activity. Lineage: Eukaryota; Metazoa; Chordata; Actinopteri; Cyprinodontiformes; Poeciliidae. The coding region runs from base 78 to 770 and encodes 230 amino acids. The transcript is spliced from 5 exons.
CUUCGUGGCUAUAAAGCCUGAACUGAGUGGGGUGGUCGGCACUGAUAGAGGGCAAAAGACUAAUAACUGCUCGCACAAUGGAGUUUGCCUUGCUCGCGUUUUUUACGUUAUUUGCAUCAUUUUCCAGCAGUCUGGCGUUGUCACGAAGUAAAGGCGCGUGUCUGCUUCAAGUGGAAAAUGGUCCCUGCAGAGGAGAAAUCGAGCGCUAUUACUACAACACCGUUACCCAGAAGUGCGAGAUAUUUUAUUAUGGAGGUUGCCAGGGAAAUGCCAACAACUUCAAUAGUUAUCAGGAAUGCCAAAAGGCAUGCUUCAGAAUUCCAAAGAUUCCUCAAAUCUGCAGGUUUCCCAAAGAGGCGGGUCAUUGUCGUGGCCUCUUUCCCCGCUAUUUCUUCAACAUGACCACUAUGCAGUGUGAGUCCUUUUACUAUGGGGGAUGUGGUGGAAACACCAAUCGCUUUAACGACCUCCCCUCUUGCCUGGAGUACUGCAGUCCCAAAAAAACUAUUCCUGUGCUCUGUCUGGACCCUCUGGACAAAGGGAAGUGUUCGGCCUCUAUAACUCGGUAUUACUACAACACGGCCACCAAGAUGUGCGAGGAGUUUGUCUACUCGGGCUGCGGAGGAAGCAGCAACAACUUUGUGUCACGGCAGAGCUGUGUGGACGUGUGUGUUCAAGGACCAAAAAAACGCUCAAGUCAUGGGAAACUUCGGCGCUUGAAGCAAAAUAGAAGCAAUCGCAUCCCGCUGUUCCAGGUCGAAAAAGCCUGAUGUCACUCAGGAGUUCACAUUUGGACAAGUCCUCAACGUUUGUUUGAGCUAGCAUAAUGACACGUCGUAUAUUUUCAUAUAGAACGACUCUUCAAAUGCUGUGUGUACAUUUUUUAAAAUUUCUAUGUGAUUUUAAACACAAGUUUUCAAUCAUACUGUGCCAGCCGGAGGCAUAAGUGAACUGAGCUGCUGCAUAAGACCUUCAGACUAGCGGUCAGCUCUGUUUUAAUUGUCAAUGUAUAUUUGUUGGUGGAAAAUAUACAAGUUUGCCACUGAUGUCUGUUCCCGGAGCCACAUUUGAUGUGUUAUGCAAACUAAUCACAAGCUAUGCAGAUAACAAUAUGCUUCUUUUCCUGACUGUGAAGGAGUAAAAGAAUCUCGUCUCCACGAUUUAUUUACUGCUAUUUAUUUGGUAAAUAAUAUCACCUGGAAAUCAAACUCUUCUUGGACUGGCUCUGAUGAUAGUGCACCACUGUUCCUAAUUAUGUAUUUUGUUACAUUAUAUAUGAAAACUGUAUGUUAUGUAUGUAAAGACAUUUUUAUGAUUUAUUUUAUAUAUAAAAUGUACAGA